AGCCCCGCCCCGGCCGCCGAGCCCCGCGCGGGCGGGCGGGAUGCCCCGCGGCCACCGCACUUUGGCCGGAGCGCUGCCCUGAGCGGGCCCCGGCCGCGCGGCCGCCGCGGGCGCCAUGGAGCAGUGGCGGCAGUGCGGCCGCUGGCUCAUCGACUGCAAGGUCCUGCCGCCCAACCACCGGGUCGUGUGGCCCUCGGCGGUGGUCUUCGACCUGGCGCAGGCGCUGCGCGACGGCGUCCUCCUGUGCCAGCUGCUGCACAACCUGUCCCCCGGCUCCAUCGACCUCAAGGACAUCAACUUCCGGCCGCAGAUGUCCCAGUUCCUGUGUUUAAAGAACAUCCGCACCUUCCUGAAAGUCUGCCACGAUAAAUUUGGACUCCGGAACAGCGAGCUGUUUGACCCCUUCGACCUCUUCGAUGUCCGAGACUUUGGGAAGGUCAUCUCUGCCGUGUCCAGACUCUCCCUGCACCACGUGGCCCAGAACAAAGGGAUCAGGCCCUUUCCCUCGGAGGAGACCGCGGAAAACGACGAUGAUGUCUAUCGCAGCCUGGAGGAGCUGGCGGACGAGCAUGACCUGGGGGAAGACAUCUAUGACUGUGUCCCGUGCGAGGAUGAGGGCGACGACAUCUACGAGGACAUCAUCAAGGUGGAGGUACAACAGCCCAUGAUCAGAUACAUGCAGAAGAUGGGCAUGUCCGAGGACGACAAGAGAAACUGCUGCCUGCUGGAGAUUCAGGAGACCGAGGCCAAGUACUACCGGACCCUGGAGGACAUUGAGAAGAACUACAUGGCCCCGCUGAGGCCGGUGCUGAGCCCGGCGGACAUGACGGCCAUCUUCAUCAACCUGGAGGACCUAAUCAAAGUGCAUCACAGCUUCCUGCGGGCCAUUGACGUGUCCAUGAUGGCAGGGGGCAGCACUCUGGCCAAGGUCUUCCUGGACUUCAAGGAGAGGCUUCUGAUCUACGGGGAAUAUUGCAGCCACAUGGAGCACGCCCAGAACACGCUGAACCAGCUCCUCGCCAGCCGGGAGGACUUCCGACAGAAGGUCGAGGAAUGUACUCUGAAGGUCCAGGACGGGAAGUUUAAGCUUCAAGACCUGCUCGUGGUCCCCAUGCAGAGGGUGCUGAAGUAUCACCUGCUCCUGAAGGAACUCCUGAGCCACUCCGCGGAUCGGCCCGAGAGACAGCAGCUCAAAGAGGCACUGGAAGCCAUGCAGGACUUGGCGAUGUACAUAAACGAAGUUAAGCGGGACAAGGAGACCCUGAAGAAAAUCAGUGAAUUUCAGAGUUGUAUAGAAAACUUGCAGGUGAAACUAGAGGAGUUCGGGAGGCCGAAGAUUGACGGGGAACUGAAGGUCCGGUCCAUAGUCAACCACACGAAGCAAGACAGGUACUUGUUCCUGUUUGACAAGGUGGUCAUCGUCUGCAAGAGGAGGGGCUACAGCUAUGAGCUGAAGGAGGUCAUCGAGCUGCUCUUCCACAAGAUGACCGACGACCCCAUGAACAACAAGGACGUCAAGAAGUCUCAUGGGAAAAUGUGGUCCUACGGCUUCUAUCUAAUCCACCUCCAAGGAAAGCAGGGCUUCCAGUUUUUCUGCAAGACAGAGGACAUGAAGCGGAAAUGGAUGGAACAGUUUGAGAUGGCCAUGUCAAACAUCAAGCCAGACAAAGCCAAUGCCAACCACCACAGCUUCCAGAUGUAUACUUUUGACAAGACCACCAACUGCAAAGCCUGCAGGAUGUUCCUCAGGGGUACCUUCUACCAGGGCUACCUGUGCACCAAGUGUGGUGUCGGGGCACACAAGGAAUGUCUGGAAGUGACCCCUCCCUGCAAGAUCAGUUCUCCUGCAGACCUGGACGCCUCUGGAGCAGGACCGGGUCCCAAGAUGGUGGCCGUGCAGAAUUACCAUGGCAACCCUGCUCCCCCUGGGAAGCCAGUGCUGACCUUCCAGACGGGUGAUGUGAUCGAGCUGCUGAGGGGCGACCCCGAGUCUCAAUGGUGGGAGGGUCGGCUGGUGCAGACCAGAAAGUCAGGCUACUUUCCUAGCUCGUCCGUGAAGCCCUGCCCCGUGGAUGGAAGGCCGCCCGCCAGCCGACCGCCCUCCCGGGAGAUCGACUACACGGAAUACCCCUGGUUCGCAGGCAACAUGGAGAGACAGCAGACAGACAACCUGCUGAAAUCGCACGCCAGCGGGACCUACCUGAUCAGGGAGCGGCCGGCCGAGGCGGAGCGCUUUGCCAUAAGCAUCAAGUUCAAUGAUGAGGUGAAGCACAUCAAGGUGGUGGAGAAAGACAGCUGGAUCCACAUUACAGAAGCGAAGAAGUUUGAAAGCCUCUUGGAGCUGGUGGAGUACUAUCAGUGCCACUCGCUCAAGGAGAGCUUCAAGCAGCUGGACACCACGCUCAAGUACCCCUACAAGUCACGGGAGCGCGCGGCCUCCAGGGCCUCCAGCCGGUCCCCAGCUUCCUGUGCCUCCUACAACUUUUCUUUUCUCAGUCCUCAGGGCCUCAGCUUUGCCUCCCAGGGCUCCUCCGCUCCCUUCUGGUCAGUGUUCACACCCCGUGUCAUCGGCACGGCCGUGGCCAGGUACAACUUUGCUGCCCGGGAUAUGCGUGAGCUCUCACUGCGGGAAGGCGACCUGGUGAAGAUAUAUAGCCGCAUUGGCGGGGACCAGGGCUGGUGGAAGGGCGAGGCCAACGGACGGAUCGGCUGGUUUCCUUCAACAUACGUAGAAGAGGAGGGCAUCCAGUGACGACAACAACACGGACAGGGCUCGUGGAUUUUCCUCGAAGAGUCCAGCUCUGAAGUCUGUCUCCAGCUCUGUGACUCAGAGGGGACACGCCCGCCAACCUUCCAGUCUUCAGCAGCCCCUGGGGAUGGGGAGGGUGUUCAAAAUCCUACAUGCAAACCGGCCCACCUUCAGUCUGCCCUCGGUGGCCUGUCCUGGGUACGCUACUUGUACAUAGAGGAGAGCCGGGCCAGCCCCGUCGUGACGGCCACCACCAGAGCGCCGAGGGGAGGGAGCGCCUGGGGCGUCCUGAGCCAGGCUCUGGGUGACAGCUGAGGCCAGAGCUCCCCUGGCCCCUGUCCUGUUGAGACGGCAUUCGGGAGCCGAGGUCUGAACAGCAGGUGCUCCCGGGGAGGACUGGGACGGCAGAGGGGGCCUUCCCCCAGCCCCUUCUGCUCAGCCCUGGACGCUCAGCCUGCCUGCUUCCCGCCGCUCCCGGGGGGGCAGCCUCGGGCCCAGAGAGUCAGAAGGGACCGGAGCCAGGCCGUUUGCCCCAGCCCGUGCUCAGCCCCAGCUGUGCUCAGGUGUAGGAGAAGAGAGCAUCGCUAGGGGGUCCGCGCGGGCCCCCUUGACUCCUCGUGGCCCUCCGCGUGAGGGGUGUGCAGGCUCCGCCCGGGGAGGGGGUCCCUCUCUCAGGAGGGGGCCUGAGCGAACGAUGAAGGGGCCGACCCUCCUCCCCAGCCAAUGGUACUGUUCCUGCCCUGAACCCCAGGAAUGCGUCUGUCCUGUCCUGCUGUCAGGUGGAUACACCUUUUGUAAACCCUGAUGUGGGUGAGAAGAAAACAAGAGUUUUCCCCUCGCUCGGUCCCUGCUGUUCACAUUCCUCUCCAGAAGGAGCCCCCCCCCCGCCCUGGUCCCCCCCCACCCCGGAGUCUCCUGUGUCAUGCGGGGUGGUUCCUGAGGGGCCUCCCAGCCUCCCCACCGGUGCCGGUACCGGCCCUUGCGAGACUUCCUCCUGCCACCCCGAACUGGGCCUGUGGCCAGCUCGAAAUAAGUGCUCUUGGGGGUGGCCCCCCUACCCCCCGAACUCCCCCUCCUGACUCCCCCUGGCCUUUGACCUCUGGCUCUCUCGUCCAGACCCUCUCCCUCCCUCGGCCUGGAUGUUGCAUGAGACCUAACGGCGCCACCUCCCUGCGAGCUCCGUGCCAAAGCUGCUGGUGAAACCUGGGCUGUGUGUCCCCUGCCCCUCGGCCAGGCUGCCCUGCCCUCUGCAGGGCGCGGGGACCGGGCAAGGCCGGGCGUGGGGAAGGCCAGCCCCUGCUGCCGUGGCUGCUGUUGCCCCGCUGCACCCUGGGGUUCCUCUGAAGUCAGCCGUGUGGCCUCCAGGCUCAGCUCACACGCGCAGUGUCCCUGCCCGGGGAGGAGGCAGGGAGGGGUCGGGGACAGUCAGCAGCCAGGGGAAGAGGGAAGGUGGUCCGCAGAGGCUUGAGGCGCGAGGGUGAACAGGAUCGUGUUGGGGGGCAGAGGGACACGGGGAGGGAAGCAGAGAGUUGGCCUCGGAGAGAGCAGCCCCGAGUCCCCAUCGUCAGGGCACAUCCAGCACUUUGCACACGCAGCCCUCUGCCGAUGGCGCAGCCACGAGCCUGGGGGGUGGGGGGGGGGGGGACCCAGCCGGCCCCUUUCGUGUUUACUGUUGUCAAAAGGGUUUUGUUUCUCGUUUCGAUUGUUUUGUUUCCGGUUUGGCCUGUUUGUUUUUUAAGGGAAAAAACCGUUUGUAAUUAUUUCCUCCAAAGCUCCCAUUAUAUAUCUGUGAAUAAGAAGGAAGAUAUUUUAUAAGAGCAAGAAAAUGAUGUAUAUUUGAGGUUAUCGUGAAACGAGGCGUCACGACAACGCAGGAUACUGAGAAAACAUAAUUUAGAACGCUGGUUUUUGUGAAUGUUUUGUUUUUGUUUUUCGUUUGUUUUGAAACGUGUUUGGUUUGGGUUUGCACUGCAUGAACCCGGAGGGGAGGCAGGCCGGGGGCAGGCUGGGAAGCGGGGGUGGGGGGUUUCGGCAGGAGACAGGACGAGCUCCGGAGGGGCUUUGGACCCGGGGCCUGACAUUAGCUGUGAACACUUAGGAGCCCGGUGCAUGCGGGUCAGGGGUCUGGGGGUCCCACAGCUGGUGACGACCCCCCAGUGGGACGCAAACUGUACAUUUGCCAAUAGGUUUUUUCAGACCACAGUUUUUACUGCAAAUAAACCUAAGUUCUUUUCUGCA
Messenger RNA from Leopardus geoffroyi (Geoffroy's cat), 4987 nucleotides. RefSeq names its product vav guanine nucleotide exchange factor 2 (gene VAV2). The transcript has 30 exons. Gene Ontology annotation, biological process: regulation of GTPase activity; intracellular signal transduction; cell migration. Lineage: Eukaryota; Metazoa; Chordata; Mammalia; Carnivora; Felidae. The coding region runs from base 116 to 2752 and encodes 878 amino acids. Gene Ontology annotation, cellular component: cytoplasm. The record is from RefSeq and is a predicted model, not a curated record. Gene Ontology annotation, molecular function: guanyl-nucleotide exchange factor activity; protein binding.